Molecule: messenger RNA, 6671 nt
Organism: Apis cerana (Asiatic honeybee)
Lineage: Eukaryota; Metazoa; Arthropoda; Insecta; Hymenoptera; Apidae
Gene: mav
Product: TGF-beta domain-containing family member maverick
Cellular component (GO): extracellular region
Molecular function (GO): cytokine activity; growth factor activity
Source: RefSeq, a predicted model, not a curated record
CAAUUUGUUUGGAAUUUUUUUAAUUGAUAAAAUUCGCUCGAUAAAACGCGAAGGAAGAAAGUAAUCGAUGUUGGGUCGAGUCCUGAUCCAAAUCAACGUGGUCAAGGUCUGUAACGAGUAGUUUAUCGGAAGAGGGGGAGGGGGUUUCUCUCGCUUUACGAAACGGAGAAUCGGGAAAAGGAGAAAGGUGAGGAGGAAUGAUGGACGUCGCGAAGCAGGAAAUCCUUGCUCCGUUUUUCCUUUCCUUUCGUCCCUUUCGUUCAAUCGACGCCCCAUUUCCGCGUUCUCGUUUCUCCAUCGCCCGAUCGAAGCCAUCGUUUCGCCAUCGUUCGAGAAGGGAAGCGCGAUGGAAGCUUCGUCGAAUGAAUGGUCGAUAAUUUUCUUUUCUUUUUUUUUUUUUUUUUUUUUCUCCCUUUUGUCACUACAUCGUUGAAUUUUUCUCGAGCAAAGAAUUUUUCUAUCCGUGCAAGAACCGCGAAAUGAGAAAUAAAGAAAUAAACAAGUAAAUAAAGAAAAGAAAAUAAAUAAAUACCCCUUGUUUCACGACGAAGAACGAGCAAGUUGCGAGAAGGAGAAGGAAGGGAGAAAGGGGCGAAGGAGGGGGAGGGGGCAGAAGAAUUUCGCGUUGCGAUGCGAUGCGACAUGCCUCGUGCCAUUGAUGCGCGAAACGUUGAUGCAACGUUGGGAAGAAGCUCUAUAAACCACGGUGGUAUGCGUGGUUUCGCGGGUAAUCGAAAACCCAUCGUCGUCGUCGUCGUCCACUUUCCAGAGAAGACCCAUCCGUCGUGUUCCCACGUGGGGAACAUCCGAUUCGAGGCCCUUCUUCCUUGGAGGAGGAGGAGUUGGGGGGGAGGGAGCGGAAGCGAUGGGAAAUAAAACGCCGCGGAAACGCGGCUGGGAACGCUGGCUAAAAGUCGGCCGACUUAGGCGACUCCGUUCGAGCGAACGACGAAGGAAACGCGCGAUGAGGGGGCUACGAUGAGGCUUCUUCUUUAUUUUUUAAGAACGGGGGAAAAGGUCGGCGUUUCGUUGCGUUCCGUCGGGGGUGAGAAGCGACGUAUCUCCGUUUCUCCGUACUCGGCGGAUCUCGGGGGUGGUGGAAGGGGGCGGGAGGGCGCGUAGGUUGUCGUCGGUGGUCGUGGUUGGAGAAGGUCGGUGUGGCGUGGCGGCGGCGAAAUUGGCUUAGUCAUCGUCGCGUUAUUACGGGAUAUUACGGGGUAUUAGCGGGAAGAGCCGCAACGACCGACGACGAUUGCCGCGGGGGGCGAGGCGGGGGAGGGGGGAAGAGAUCGGCCUAUUCGUGAAUCACGCUUCUCCACCUCGCGAAGCUCGUCGAAUUCCAGGAACGAACGCGACGCGACGCGAGGUAAACCGAACGAAUAGGAGCAUUUAGCGCGAGGCAAGGCGAGGUGGGAGGGGGGAGGAGGCGUGAGAUCGUACGGCGGAGCGUGAGAGGCAGGACGCGACCAUAGCGUCGAAUAUCCGUGUAUCCUCGUUCCAAUCUCGUUAAUUCCUCGCUCUCUCUCUCUCUCUCUCUCUCUCCCUCCGUUUCAGGAUCGAUCGAUCAACGUGGAGGACGAUAGAGGAGAAGGAUUGAUGGGUAAGGCGUCUUUCCAAUGAUGCAAGCUCGCGAAAUUCCGCGUGACGUGUCGCGCACGCCUACCAACGAAAACGCGAUCACGCCAACUUUUCGUUCCACGAAAGAAACGCGCGAGGGACACGAACUACGCGCGCCACUAGCGGGAAUUCGUUUCACCGAUCGAUCGAUUCCCCGAAAUCCGAGCAACGCUCGUCUCUCGUCGUAUAAAGCGAUAGCUCGUCGGCUCCCUGGUACUUUCGAGGUGGAAUUUCGAGUAGACGAUUAGACGAGAAUAACGAGAGAGAGAGAAAGAGAAAAAGAGAGAGGGGAAAAAAAAUAGAAAGAAAAAAAUAAGAGACUCGUUCGUGGAUUCGUUUCACGAAUACGAACGAGACGAAUAAAUAUAAAGUGAAUAAAUAUAAAGUAAAGUAGAAAGAGAAAAAAGGGGGGAAAAAAGAGAGGAAAGGGACGAGGGGAGGGGCGAGGGAGGGAGGAGGAUUGGUCGUUUCGAGGCGACUUUUGACCUGAACCAGCGCGAUUACUCCAAUCUCUCUCGGUUCGUUCGUUCUCUCCGAUUUUGUUCCAUUUAACGGUUCUUCCGGUGAUAAGAAGGCACGGACGAGGCGGCGCCUCGUCGCUUCCGCGUCGCACGUUCCCGCGUGUGAAGAGAGGAAGAAAGGAAGCACAAGAGAGAAGGAAAAAAUUCGAACCUCGAUCUCGAUCACGAACUCUCGUCUCGUCGAGAUCGAGAUCGAAGAUGUAGCGAGCGUGUAAAAAAUAUAAGCGUACGAUAAAUUACACGAUAAGUACAACAAUAUAUAUACAUAUAUAUAUAUACAUAUAUAUAUCAGCAGUAGGAUCGAUCGACGUCGAAGACGACGACGACGACGAGUACCGAGGAACGAGAAGGAAAACGGAAUCGACGGAUCGCGGUGGAUCGCGAUUGGAAGCGCGAGUGGAGCAGGCCCCAGCCGGCGGGGAGCAGUAAAUGGGAUGGAUAUAUACGCGAGUGUGCGUUCCCGAGUACGGUAUUCGGCAGUCGGCGCGCGACGUUCGAACGGAGCGGGUCGCGUUUUUCCGUCCCGUUCCGUUUCAAGUUGUCGCGGUCUCCCUUCGAUCGCCAUCGUGAUCGUUCGAUCCCAGCGAUCGCCAGCGGAACGAAGGGCGCACCCUCCGCUUGGAUACGCGAGGAAAAAAUCAAUCGAUAGAAAAUCGUCGUAAAUGUUGGAUCGGUUCGUGUUUUAAGAUGACCGCCUCGGCAUUGCCCCAUUUAUCUUCUCCAUCCUGUCCCAUCCGACUCGAUUCUGUCUCGCCGUCCACGUCGUCGUGGUCCUCCUCGCCUCCGCGGUCCUCGCGGUUCCGCUCCCGGUCCUGGUCCUGGUCGUCGCGAUCCUCCUUACCUCGUGCCCCGUUACCCACGCGCAGAAAGAAGAAACCGAGCCGGUGGACGAUCCAUCGUUGCGAUCUCUAUCGUUUGAGAUUACGUCACGCGGUAAAAAACGCCGAGCUUGGAAACGCGAGGUCCCGAAUUCUCGGUGGCGAAACGUCAAAAUAAGAAUCACAAUUUGGAGGGAGGGAGGGGGGUUAGGUUGGGGGAAGAGAAGGAAGAAAGUGAGAGAAACGAAUUGGUUCGAGUUGUUCGUUGCGCGUGACGUGAAAAAAAGAAAAAGAAAAGAGAAGAAAGAAGAAGAAGAAGAGGAAGAAGAAGAAGAAAAGAAAAAGCGAGAGGGGUAUGUCGAUUCCAAGUGUUGGAAGAUAUCGAUCGGGAAAUCAGAGAAACUCGGGGGACGAGACGAGAGGGAAGGAGAAAAGUGAGAUAUAAAUUGAAUCGAAGAGAUAGGGGUGAAAGGUGGAUCGCGAGGUUAAACUCGUGGAUUGAGGAGCCGGCUAUGAAAGGAAAGCUGGCAACUCGUGGUCGACUCGUGACCCGUGACAACGAGGGACAAGAAGAAGAGAGGAAGAAGAAGAAGGCGAAGGCGAAGGCGAAGGCAUCGGUGCGGCCGCUCGAGCGUGAUUCCGGCCGCGCUCGCGUCGCGCCGCUUCCUAUUCGCGGCACGACCAUCCCACGGAUUGGACGGACGGAAGCAGCAGCGGGCCCGAUCGAGGAGACGGCGAUUCCGUUGAGCCGGGGGCUCGAGGAUCGGCCGAGGAUAGCCUCGGUCGAGACGGCGCCGGCCGACAAUCGUCACCACCACCGUCGCCACCUCCAUCGCUACCACCGUCGUCAUCGCCACCACCGUCACCACCACCACCACUACCACCACCACCACCACCACCAUCACCACCACCAUCACCAUCACCAUCGCCAUCGCCACCGCCAUCACCAUCGAAUAUUCGAGAGGGAUCAUCGUUGGAGAAUCGUUGGGCAAGGGAAAUGGACGAACGAGGAGGAGAGGAAUGGAGGAGGAGGAGGAGGAGGAGGAGACCGAUGCAGGAGCGUGAUCAAGAUCGAUGGAUCAUCGAUCUCUCGGUUAUUCGGGAUAGCGACGUUGGUGGCGGUGGCGGUGGCGCUUUUCGUGCCGAUCGCGUCGCCCGUGCCGCUCUCCGGAACCGGUCCUCGCCACGAGGACGACCUCCACCGCUUCACCGGUCUCGAGGACGUCUACGAGGAUGUUUUCCGAGAAGAGGAUCGAGCAACGGCGUCGAGGAGCACCGACGUUCUCGACGAGACCGAGCUCGAUAUUAUCAGGAGGAGCAUAGCGCGUGGUCUUGGCCUCGAGAGGAUACCCGACCCUUCCAAGGCAAACGUCAGUCAAGCCGAAUACGAGAGAGCGCACAGAGAGUACCUGAUGAGAGUACAGCCCUCGUUUUCCAACGAAGCGACGACAUUCGGAAGCGAAAAGAAGCUGCACGUAUUUCCCGCUACAGCAUAUCCUGGAAACGUAUCGACCGAGACGAGCGAAAGGGAAAAACCUUACCGUCACUGUUUGUUCUUCCCCGUGGAGAAGGAUCUGGAUCGCGCCACUGUCGAUCACGCAACGCUUCGACUGUUGCUCCACGGGCCUACGACCGACCAAUAUUAUUCCCAACCUUCCGAAUUGGACGUGUUGCUUUAUCUCGGAGUAUCGUCGUUCCCUCGUCGGUCGAUAAGGUUGAUCGAUCGUACAAGAAUACGGUCGGAGGAUUGGCGAAACUCGAAAUGGCUCGAACUCGACGCUACUCUCGCCGUUUCCUCGUGGAUCGAGGCUCCCGUUUCCAAUCUUGGACUCGAAUUGGAAUUUUUAUUGGACGGAGAAACGGUGACGCGCACCUUUUCCUCUCCGGUUCUUAACGUGUUCACCGCGACUCCUUUCGCGUCGACCACCGCUCUCAGACGCAAACGUUCAUCGCCCGAACAAGUGAUGUCCCUACACAGAGGUCGUAGGACCAAGUGCAAAGGUGAGGGUAAAAAGUGUUGCAGACACGAACUCACCGUCAUGUUUAAAGACUUGAAAGGUUUCGAGUUUAUCGUUUAUCCGAAAACUUUCGAUGCCGGAUAUUGUAAAGGACGAUGCCCGCCUAGAUACAAUCCGGCUCAUCAUCAUGCUCUUCUACAAAGUCUAUUGUGGAAAGAAGAUAGAAAAAAAGUGCCUAAACCGUGCUGCGCGCCCAGUAAACUCGAUCAAUUGAUGAUCGUUUACUUCGACGAGAAUAAUUCCACUCGGUUGAAAGUUUCCGAUUGGAAAAACAUUCAAGUACUCGAAUGCGCUUGUUCCUAAAUAUUUCCCUUCUUCCUUUCGUUCUUAUUUUUCGGAGGAAGGGAUCAAACAAAUCGACCGAUGGUAAUUUUUAGCCGUGAACCAACAACGAAUUUACCAACAACAAAUCCGUGGAUAGGAACGAUCGAUCGAACUUAAAAAACCUGUACGAAAGGACCAGAGUUUUCAUAGUCGUAGACGACUCACCAAAGAAUCGUCCGAACGUUGUUCGUUCUUUCCGACAAAUCCAACGUUUUUCUUAUUAACGCAUUGCACCAAUCUUUUUUUUCCCGUUCAGUCCCUUACUGUGCUUCAUAUAUGUAUAUGUGUACGUAUCUAUUCCGUCGCGACAUUUACGAACGUAAUCGAUCGAUGAAACAAUCUUUUAUGGAAAACGAGAACGCGAAAAAAAAAAAACUUGAUCGUAUUACUGUUCAACUGUCGAUUCGAUUCGACCGAGAUAUCGUCGAAAGCCCCGGUCGUUUGGUCCAGGCUUUUGCAUUGACUGUGAUAUUGAAAAAUGUCUAACCCUUAAUAGUCGAAAGGCUGUGCUUAAAUCGCACAUAUAUUAUAAAAAAAUGUGUCGACUAUUAAGGUAAUAUCUCUGCUUAUAGUAAUAGUAUUUCAUACUUAUAUCUUUACCUACCUAUCUUUUCUUCUCUAUCUUAUUUUUUUUCAGCUAUUUUGUGUAUAUGUGCUGCCCUUCUUUUUUUUUUUUUUUUUCCUAUAUAUUUUUUUCUUUUUUAAUAAAUAUCAUAUGCGUAUACAAUAACCAUUACAAUGACAACAGGGAAUUCCUAAUGGGAAAAAGUGCAACGGCGUUUUUGAUCGUGUGGUUAGUAUCGUUUAAACGAAAUAGUUUUAUUCUAUGUAUUAUUUAUUUGAUCAAAUAUUCAACGAUUAUAAUUCGUACAUAGUUAUCAAAAUAUUAUCGAACGAACUUUCGAGAAAUCGUAUAUAUAUAUAUAUUUUUAAAUGAAUCUAAUCGAAUAAACUUAAAACUUACAUAUACAUAUAUAUAUGUAUAUAAUUUUUAAAAAGAUCGAAGGUUCGAUCGAAAUUUCGUAAACGACUGACGAUCAUCUUUGCACGUCGAGAAACUUAUUUACGGACUUACGAACGUAAUAGAUAUUCGUCGACUAUUUACCAAUAAAUUCUAAUAAAUCUUGCUUCAAUUUCGAUGUAAAUGUAUACAUGUCAAAUACAAUUCUACUGGUCUUGUUAGUAUUAAAUAAUAUAAAUUAGUAUAAAAGUUAGCCCUAUUAUUAUAUUGUAUCGUGAAUAUGCGAAUACUUAUUCGCCGAGUCAAUUUCGAUCGCGCACCAUAAUGGAUAUUGUGACCUCGCGUUAUAUAUUCUUUAAUUGACUACUAUCGAUGAUGUAAAAUAAAAUUUUAUUCCUUAUUUAUACAAUAA